GUGUGUGUGUGUGUGUGUGUGUGUGUGUGUGUGUGUGUAGGGAGGACUGUCUAACCAUAAAAACGAAGAAAAAUAUCAUAAAGGCAACGAUUAGCGGGUUCAAAUACGUGUCAAAAAACAGUAUAAACAAUACUAAAAGGCAGAUGAGCAACUGGGGAAAAAGUUUGCAGCAAGUGUUAUGUGCAGACGUGAUAUCAGUGGAAACAACCUUACAAAACAAACCUAUGAAAAAUUAACACCCCACCAGAAAAAUACAUGUGAAAUGUGCCUAUAGUCAACGAGGGCGGAGCCUCUGUCAAACGAAUGCUGAUGAAACGCUGAUGCUGCACUUUCUGACGCUCCUUUGCCAGCAUGAGGACCGCCUCUAAUUUGGGAGCACAAAGGCUGCACAGGCUUUGACCCACCGCUUCCACUCCGUGCGUCUAUCCUGCGGAAAUGAUCCAUGUUUAGCUGAAGACAGGCGUGCACGUCAUCCACCAUGGCGGAUGGCAGUAUUUGUUAUAGGGAGAACUCCCAGCGGCUCACGCCCAGUGACAAGGGCUCUGACAAGCUAUACCUGCAUCUGUGGGUGAUUAUGCCCUCAGAGAACACCAUGCACCACGGGAAGGGCCCUGGAGCACAGACUGGGAGCCCCCCGCCCUGAUCAAAGCCUCAGCAGCCCCAGCUGUUUGUGAUACCCUCCAGCCUCUGUGCCCCCAAGAAGACAGGCCUCCCCACCUCAGCCCCACCUGGGCCGCCAGGCCUGCCUCUGGGGUGGGCACGGUCCACUCAGAGCCAACCACUGUUGCUCCACUUUUCCGAGGGCCGGGUUUUCCGCAGGGGCUCCUCCUGCGCUAGGGAGUCUCCCUGGACCGUACACCCUACCCCCACGCCUCCUUCAGCUGGCCCUGGCCCCUGCCCCCUUCUCCACCCUCUGCCAGGGCCUCAGUCCUCCCCAAAGCCCUACUAGAGUGGACCCCAGCCCCCCAAGAGACCCCAAAGUCCAGGAGAGCGGAAGGGUUGGGGCAAGAAAGUGGGGGAGGGAGGAAAGGUGGCUGAGCCAGGAGUCACGGGCGUGGGGCGGCUGAGGGCCUCCUGGCCAUGGCUGAUCCCAGGGCAACCCACCUGGCAGGUCAGGGGAAGGGCACCUCCAGGGCUGCUUCCCCAGGGAGUUCCCGGCAACAGGGUGGGGGUGGGGGGCAUGACCAGCCAGCGAGGUCACAGAGCCCCGAGAUGUCCCUGGGGGAGGGAGCCAGAGACCCUGACAAUGAAUUUUGACCAAAAGGCGGUGAAAUUCCUGGCAAAUUUUCACAUCAAUGGAGGCGAACACUGGACCCAUGGCCCCCUAAAACAGAAGCCACUUGUGACUUCCCAGGGUGCAAGAGCUCCAGGGCUCUGGACCCCCAGCCCUGGGCCGGUCUGGGGAGGCAGGCCGGUUGGUGGAGGCCCGCCUGGAGGACCCAGGCCCAGAGCUUGCUUCCCGCCAGGGCUGGAGCGACGCCCUCCCGUCGUGACCAACCUGGGCGUCCUGGGCCCCACCAGGUACCGGGUGCCAGAUGCUUCGGCGCGAGAGUGCUCCUCACUGCCCCACUCUUCACCAUCGGCUCGCAUGCACCCCACCCUGACGUGCGCCCUCCCCGAAAGCCCCCACUGUCCGCCCUCACCCCCGGAGUGGGACCCCGGCCACCAGCGCCCCCAUGACGCUGCCCCCACCGCAGAGGGUGGCGGCUGCAGGGCGUGGCAGACCGUGUGGUUCCCGAGGGAAAGCCCUGUCACCCAGAACGACUUCAACUGGGAGCAGGUUUGCCCGGCGGGUCCUGGGGUGGGGGCGGGGGCGGGUCCCCCGAGGGAGGAGCCUGCGGCGACUUUGACCUGCAGUGGCCCUCGGCCCGCCGACUACCAGCCGCCCAGCCCGCCCGCCUGCCCGGCCUUCAGCUUCGGGGGUCGCCUUACUCCAGCCCCCCCCACCGAGGCCCGAGCCCACUUGGGGAUGCUGCAGGCCUGGGGUGCAGGGCCGUGGGCCCAGCCCCUCCUGCAGGUCCCUCUGCCGACGGGGUUAGCUCCAUCGCCUACAACAUCCUUCCCGGGUGCCGCCUGCCAGGCCCCUGCCCCCUGCACCCUGGGCCCGGCUGCCUAUGGCGUGGAGGACUGCUACAACUCGCACUUCCCCUCCGCACAUGGGGGUGGUCAUCCAAGGCUUGCAUAGACCCAAGUGCCACGACACUGGCCCCUUCUGCGCGCUCUCGAGCCCAGUGGGUGCAGCUGGCCCACCCAGUUAGCACAUG
Molecule: messenger RNA, 2264 nt
Organism: Aethalodelphis obliquidens (Pacific white-sided dolphin)
Lineage: Eukaryota; Metazoa; Chordata; Mammalia; Artiodactyla; Delphinidae
Gene: STPG3
Product: sperm-tail PG-rich repeat containing 3
Exons: 5
Coding region: 1181-2185 (334 amino acids)
Source: RefSeq, a predicted model, not a curated record